Molecule: messenger RNA, 2370 nt
Organism: Biomphalaria glabrata
Lineage: Eukaryota; Metazoa; Mollusca; Gastropoda; Planorbidae
Product: neuroligin-4, Y-linked-like
Exons: 3
Coding region: 313-2247 (644 amino acids)
Biological process (GO): postsynaptic membrane assembly; presynaptic membrane assembly; synaptic vesicle endocytosis
Cellular component (GO): synapse; cell surface
Molecular function (GO): signaling receptor activity; neurexin family protein binding
Source: RefSeq, a predicted model, not a curated record
CAGCUGCACGCUAUUGUGACUGCAAUAGAAUGGUAAAGAAUGUCUUGUGGCGUUACGAAACGAGAGGCAAAUUUUGGUGUCUCUUGCGACUUCGAGUCUAGUUUGUCUUGUCACGUGACAGGCAGCCUAUUUUAUGUCCAAAGUGGGUGGAAUUUUCCUUGAGGGUGGCAGCGUGUUCGUAAAGUUUCAAAUAAUAUUGAGGUUGUUACACUUAUACACUGUGAGCUAGCUCAUUGGACUGCACAGGUAGGAGACUGGAGUGCACAGGUUGCAGUAAAUCAACACAAGAUCCCUAAACACCAGCAAAGCGGCAUGGCCAAAGCGGUUGUUAGUUUCAAGUACAUUCCAGUUCUGAGUUUGAUGAUCAUGGCGAUUGUUGGAUACCUACAGACUGCCGAGGCCAGUGUCUAUAUCACAACCACAGCAACUGCUCAGACAAAAACUGCUUACACGGGCAUAGCUUACAACGCCAGCUUCUCUACCACAAGCUUUGUUGUGGCCCAGUUUCUGGGCAUUCCUUACGCCCAACCUCCUACGGGAAGUAAAAGGUUCGCUAAACCUGUUAUCAACACCCCAGCUGUAGGCUCGUACGACGCCAGCAAGUUGGGAAACAUCUGCCCUCAGCACAGCAACUCCGGCGACCAGUGCAUUUCCAGUUUAGCUCCAUCCAUGAAUGAGGAUUGUUUGUAUCUCAAUAUCUACGUACCCUUGCCCAACAUGACAGCGAGCGAUGUUGAGUCUGGGGUCAAUAGGACGCUACCCACUGGAAAACAAUAUCCAGUCUUCUUUUACAUUCACGGAGGCGGUUAUUACCUCGGGUCAGGGAACUGUUAUAAUGGAACGAAUCUGGCAGGGCUUGGUGAGGUCAUCGUUGUCACUUCCAAUUAUCGAUUAGGAAUUCUGGGCUUUAUGGCCACUGGUGAUGACGUAAUUUCGGGAAAUUUAGCUUUGUGGGAUCAAUGGACAGCGCUUAGGUGGGUCAACCAGAACAUUGCAGCUUUCGGGGGUGACCCAAAUCUUGUGACCAUUGGAGGACACUCUGCAGGCGGUAUUAUUUCGACCCUUAUGGCUAUGUUCCCACAGGACACGCCUGAACUAUUCCAGAGAGUCUUUGCGCUAAGCGGAACUGCGCUGAUGCCCAAGACAUUCAUGCGUGAUGAUUACAACACUGCGUUAACAGUCGCUAACGAUCUAGGAUGCAAUAUUCAAGGACAAGGCAAAAGCGCAGAAAUCAAGGACUGCUUGAUGGGUAUGUCCACUUCACAACUGGUCAAAGGAAAAUUCACAGCAUUAACACCAAUGUCUUUUCCCCUAGAAACAUCAAUAAGCGAACCCUUGGUACCAAAAUCUACUUAUUUCUUAUCUCAAGCCCUUUCUAAGUACAAGUCAAAGACUCUCUCUGUUCCUGCAUCUUUUUACAAGAAAGAUUUGUUUUUGGGGACCAGCCAAGAGGAUGGGGUUGUCUUCUUUACUCUAAGGGAAUACUUUUUGGCGAACGCAUUGAUAAAUACGACUUUAUUCUAUGUAGUGCCUCCGAGGACUGUCUCGCUCAGUGACUUUAAACAGAUCGUGUUUGAGAUUUUAGCCAACAAAUUUACAGAUAACAUGGACGAUUACAAAGUGGAAAUCGAUUCUAUAAUGAAUCGAUACAUCCAGUGGGAGAAACCAAACGACCUGGUACUGCAAAGCAGGAAACUUGUGGACAUGUUCACUGACUUAGGAUUUGUAAUUCCCCAUGCAGACACAGCGCUGGCUCACGUCUUAGGGCCCAUCAUAGACUCGGCUGGCACCGGAGGGAAAACAUUUAUGUACAAAUUCUCAAAGGCGUAUACCAAUGCGGAAGCCAAAAUGUUGUUCAAUUUUUUUGAGGGCACCGAACACGACGCUGACAUUCCCUACGUCUUCGGUUUUGUUUCCGGAAGUGACGACAUUGCCUUGUCCAAGACCUUUAUGUCCUACGUCAUCAACUUCAUCAAAGCCGGAGAUCCUAACGGACCAGGCCUUACCCAAUGGAAAGAGUUUAACGCCGAGACGCAGCCGUACAUGUACAUCUCUACCAACACUGUUGAACAGAGAGAAUACUUUGGUGCCUCCAUUCAACAGUUCUGGAACGAGCUCAUCCCCAGCUUGAAGCAAUGCAAGGGCUCGAGCAGCACUGCAGACCGCCUUCAGAAUACCGUCCUCGUCGCCAUGGUCAGUGUGGCUUGGAGCAUCUGUCGAUUUGUUGUUUGUAUAAACUAUAAGUAGCUGAUAUUUUUUGCAAGUACUCUACUUGUUUGAUGUGAAUUAAUUAUUUAUCCAUACAAACGUAAGCUAGACAUUUGCCGUGCUUGUGUGUUAGAGUGCUAUUUGUACACUUCAACGUAACAA